This is a messenger RNA of Macrosiphum euphorbiae (potato aphid), 498 nucleotides long. NCBI's taxonomy places the organism in Eukaryota, Metazoa, Arthropoda, Insecta, Hemiptera, Aphididae. The record is from the annotation of a GenBank genome assembly.
AUGAGAGGAGUGGUGCUGGCCGAACUGUUGCUGCUGGGCAUCGCCGUCGGGUUCCAGCGGGGUCCUCACCAUCCGAGGGCCGCCGUGUCUGGCGAACCGAGAAUCGAAAGCCACCAUCGCGAGCACCAACACCCCAAGCCCAUGGGCGACACGAAGUUCACUCAAGACAAACCGAUACUGCACGACAAGAGACACAUUGAAGAGGAUCUUGGACUUCCGGACUUAGAUGAUAGUAAUUUAACAGAUGAAGAAUUGGAAUUUAGAUAUUUCAUUGCUCAUGACUAUGAUAAAAACACAAUGCUUGAUGGAUUAGAACUAAUGUCUGCAUUUGCUCAUAACAUGGAAAAUUAUGGGGAUACGGAAACAAAAAUAUCAAAUUUAGAAAAUUAUACAGAUUUAGUUGAUCAAAUACUGUAUGAUGAUGAUACAAACUAUGAUGGAUUUCUCAGCUACACUGAAUAUGUGAUUGCCAAGAACAAGCAUUUACAAAAUGCAUAA